Molecule: messenger RNA, 1688 nt
Organism: Siniperca chuatsi (mandarin fish)
Lineage: Eukaryota; Metazoa; Chordata; Actinopteri; Centrarchiformes; Sinipercidae
Exons: 5
Coding region: 427-1665 (412 amino acids)
Source: RefSeq, a predicted model, not a curated record
AACAGCUCCUGAGAUCUUAUUAAUUUGAGAUAUUUUAUGUUGAAGGGAUGUAGUUAACUUGUAACUUUUUUGGUGUACCCACUUUCUCAAGCUGCUGCAUAUACUUCUUCAGUCCGUGAUUUUUCAAUUAUUUUUUAUUAUUUUAUUUCCUAACAUGGUGAGAGUACAGGCAUAUACACAGAAAAUGUAAUCAUUCAGCUGCGUUUCUCAGUACACAGGAUAUGGAAAAAAAGAGUUCUGUGUGACCUAAUUUUUAUCCAUUUCAAUGGACUUGCACUGUUCUUGCUUUGACAGAUAUCUUUGAAUUUGACAUUUUCUUGAGUACACAGGUGAUGCUAUUUUUAGGUCUGAGAGGGUGCAGUGCUUUAGGCAGGAGGUGCUUAGCUUAUCUUAGUUUACUGCAUAAUUGCUGGAUGAUAGAGUGAAAUGGUGUGUCUAUAUGGCCAUGCAGUAUGUUAUUACACCAUAAUCGUAUUUGGCAUGUUAUCCAAGGAAAGAAGAAGAAUACAUCAAACAGCUAAAGUGGCAGUGAAAGCAUUUCUAAAUGGAUCAAAGCUAGGAAGAUCACCCUGCAGGAGCUGCAGAUGUAGCCGCUGGAGAGAAAAGGAGCUGCUCAACAAAAAAAAAACCUUUAUCUUAAUAAGCUUUUUUGAGAGAUGUUUGGACAAUAUCAGAGACGAUUCUCAAAGGUGCUUUCAAACAAAUUUUGGAAUGUGGAAAGAGAAGAAGACGAGGACAGUAAAACUAGAAAAACAUGAGCCAGACACUUGUCCGAUGAUUGUGGGUAAAGUAAAGAAAUCAGUUCCCAGGAUGAGAACUGUGAAGCCAAAGGAGAAGAUUAAAGUCACCACAUCAAACAGCAAAUGUCUCACUACUACAUGUGAGACAUCAGGGAACAUAAUGAGGCUUUGUGUCAACCUAAUGCCUGUUUUGGCAGCAGCCAAGGAGCCUGUGGAGGAAGAGGAGGGCGAAGAAGAGUACAGCAGUACAAGUAAAAAGGAACCAGAAAACAGCAGCAGAAAUGACCCAUCUGUCAGUAAAUCAGUGGAACAAACACUCUAUCCAAGUGAUUCUUACACAGGAUUAAAUCUGGUCACCGACACCAAACUAAGUCCUCGGUUUGUGCUGCCACCUAUAACUAAACCUAAAGCGGCUGCUGAGUGUUGUGACCGUCAGAAGACCAAGAGGUGCCACACACCUCUACCUCCCAUCAGUUUAUCUGAGCAGACUAGGACCAUCUCUUCAAACUUUUCAAUAAAAGGCUGCAGAGGCGACGGGUUAGUUACAGGACAAGUACCAGACAGCAGGCCCUGGAUAGACAAUCCCCUGUUCUCUAAUAGUAGAUCUGCUGAGUUUCGUCUUCCUGAAAUCUCCUUGUCCAGUCUGGAAGCCCUGCUGCAGACGGUCACACAGAAACUGGGGAGGAAGAGGAGAAGUGGUGAUGAAGGACCAUGGAGACGUGUCCGGUCUGAUCAUCUCCUCACGGCUGUUAGUGAACAACGUUUGAGAGAGAAGAGUGUCGGGCAGCAGAUUGGCCGCUGCACAGACAACAGAAACCCGGCCCACAUUGAAGCAGCAACAGAAACAUCAGCGAGUGGACGCAGUAUGAACAGACAGAGGAGCCUCCCUCCGCUCAUCCUCACUAUGACGAAAAAAACCUCCUGACUUCCAACGCUGCAGUGAUUCAU